AUGUCCUUUCAUUCCUCUCGCUGUCUAUCCAGGGCCUUUUUCUGGCUGGUCUCCCUGCUCCUGGCCUCUUUGAUCUGGUUUAUUUCGGUGCAUCUGAGUGACCGGGAAGAUGGGCGUCUACAGUACGGCCUUUUGAUGUUCGGGGCAGCUGUCUCGGUCUUGCUCCAGGAAGCCUUUCGCUUUGCGUACUUCAAGCUCCUCAAGAAAGCUGAUGAAGGGCUGGUGACCAUCAGCGAAGACGGCCGGUCUCCCAUCUCGAUCAAGCAGAUGGCAUACGUGUCAGGUCUCUCCUUUGGAAUCAUCAGCGGGGUCUUCUCCGUCAUCAACAUCCUUGCGGACUCUAUUGGACCAGGCACCGUGGGAAUCCAUGGAGAUUCGCCCCAUUACUUCAUCACUUCAGCCUUCCUCACGAUGGCGCUGGUUUUCCUACACACGUUCUGGGGCACGAUCUUCUUCGACGCCUGCGAGAAGGGCCGCUACUGGACUCUGGCGUUGGUGGUCAUCAGUCACCUGGUCACGUCCGGCUUGACAUUUCUAAACCCUUGCUACGAAGCCAGCCUCAUCCCCAUCUUCAUCAUCACCUUCUCCAUGGGGGUCUGGGCCUUCUUCACAGCCGGAGGUUCCCUGAGGAGCAUCGUCACCUGCCUGUCAUGCCGGCGGAAGGAAGCUGACCAAGUGAUGGUCUACUCUGCGCUGCAGCUUCCUGUGGAGGACUGAGCCCACCCUUUUUCAGCAUCCUGGAUCUGAGGAUGUUCCUGAGGACCACCCAAGUGCCCUUCCGUUGGCUGCAGCCUCUGCCAAUCAAAUCCACGCCCUCUCUCUUCCCUCCCCCCUCUGCCUGGGAGGCACAAGUCCAGAGGCGACCCACCUAGCCCAAGGGAUGAUUCCUUUGGCCCGAACUGACAGCUCUGAUGGCAGGAUGAUAACUACUCCCAAGAAGUGCUCAUUACAUAUUCCAUAUGGUUGGGAAUUCAAUAUUCCAUGUGGUUGGGAAUUCAAUAUUCCAUGUGGUUGGGAAUUCAAUAUUCCAUGUGGUUGGUUUCCCUACCGUCCCUCCAGUGUGUGUAAGGAGGUGUAUUUCCUUGACUCUGAUCUGCAAGAGGGAGAACGUCGGCUAAUCUCUUAAGCAUUUUCAUCUUUUCGGUAGAGGCAAACAAGGCCACGUAAUUUGUCCUCCGAUGUAUUCUUGGGACACACAAUUUCUUGGAGCCAAAAUGAGCCCCUUCCCCCUCUUCUUCAACGUCUGGGAGCUCAGGAUAUACAACUAGUUCUCUUUCUGGGAUGUGUGAUGUUGAUGUAAGUGGCGCCCGUUACUCUUGGUCGGCAACUUUGGCCGGAGGGCCAAGAGAGGAGAGCAGGCCUGCUCGACCACAAUCCACCCUCCUCGAAUGAAGCAAUUCCCAUCAGCAUCAUAAUAGCAACUGGAAGCUGGUUGGAACUGUUCAAGAAGGCCCGGAUUUGGCCCUGCUGCCGUGAGUUGCCGAUCCUGCUCUAAUCUGCAAAGAGAGCACGAUCCCCUCAAGUGACCAGGUUACUCUAGAUCAGUCUUGCUGACGGCAGUGAAGGUCGGUCACCGACUUUUUGCUGUUAAAACUCCCAAACUGGAAUGAUCCCUUGUUCUGAAAGAAUCCUUCCUCUGUGUGCAAUUGAUUUUGUUUUACUGUCGUACUUUUUCAAGGACAAAAACUGAACUGAAGUUUCUUUUUUUUUCCUUUGAGAGGGCAGAAGAGGUGGCACAUGAAAAGCCUUUGGACUGAAACGCCUUCCUGUUGUCCUCGAUGUGUUGAAACACUGGAGCCCUGGAUUUUUAAUAUAUGUGUGUCUGAAUGUGCAAGGGCAGCCCUCCCUAAGUUGUUGGGGGCUCCCAGCUCCCAGCAUUCCCUUGCUCCUGGGCCAACUUGGCAGGGGCUGAAGGGAGCUGGAUUCCCAGCAAUAUCUGGUGGGCCACAGGUGGACUCCCUCCCUCAAUGCUAGCCGCGGUCAAGCCCAAGGACCAUGAAAGAUAGCAGGCCCCUUAGACGAUGAGAGCGGCCUUCAUAGGAUAUUUGAGGAAGGGAAGAAGAAGGAGGAGGUCCAGUUGAGUGUGUACGGUUGCCAUAUUUCAGAAAGUAAAAAUCUG
Molecule: messenger RNA, 2119 nt
Organism: Podarcis muralis (Common wall lizard)
Lineage: Eukaryota; Metazoa; Chordata; Lepidosauria; Squamata; Lacertidae
Source: RefSeq, a predicted model, not a curated record